AUGGAUCGUCAAGCCGCAGUGAAUAUAAUUGCAGCAGUUUUCGCUGUUACACUCCAAUUGGUCAACACUGCAUUAUACGACAUAACGCUUGAUUCCUUCGAGCCGUAUUCAGGAACCGAUCCGAGCUUUAUCGAUUACGGAACGCUGCGGGUGUCCAAGAAGAGUCGCAACGUGUUCGUCAUUGAUGGGAAGUUUGAAUUGUUUCAGAACGGUGGCGAUGAAACCAGGAUCGUGUAUCAGAUCACCUUCGGAGAUCAGCGGCAGCCGAUGUUUUCCGGAGACGUGGGAUACUGCGAGUCGAUAGACAACGACGGCGUUAUACUGACGAAGCUGCGAGAAGUGUCCAACAUUCCGCCGAAGGGAACCUGUCCGUUUCCCAAGGGGGAGUACCACAUCGAUAAGUACCAGCUGGAUGAGUCGCAAAUUCCGCCGAUGAUUCCUCACGGAAAGUACACGCUGAUGGUGCAAAUGUUGGAUAAUAAUGAGAUAAAAGGGGGUUACAAGUUGAAGGUUACCAUCAGUUAGAAAGUGUAGCUAGAAAUUUCGCAGUCUUAGACCAAGUCUCUACACGUGGUUUACGCCAGAAUGUUUCCGAAAAGAUGCUGAACAUUAUCUGUUUGAAACAAUUAGGUUACCUCACAUUUUGUUUUAAGAAGUUAAUGCUUGUUUUAAAAAUUAAUCCGCCUGCAUUCUUACAACACGCAUGACAUGUAUUGUUUGUGGAGGAUAAAGAGCCACGAAAGGAAAAAAGACAGACACACGCCAAUGGGCGUAGCUAUGACUUAUGACUUAAAAAAAAUCGUAAUUUGCAUAGA
Aedes aegypti (yellow fever mosquito) is the source of this 815-nucleotide messenger RNA. RefSeq lists its product as uncharacterized. The transcript has 3 exons. The record is from RefSeq and is a predicted model, not a curated record. The coding region runs from base 1 to 525 and encodes 174 amino acids. Lineage: Eukaryota; Metazoa; Arthropoda; Insecta; Diptera; Culicidae.